Bursaphelenchus xylophilus (pine wood nematode) is the source of this 733-nucleotide messenger RNA. The record is from the annotation of a GenBank genome assembly. Lineage: Eukaryota; Metazoa; Nematoda; Chromadorea; Rhabditida; Aphelenchoididae.
AUGAGGUCGACGUUGUUUAUCGUGCUCUUGGCGGUCAUUGCCACGGCCGAUGACUUUCCAAAGACUAGGGUACCAGUCUCUAACUACUUGUCGAGUGCGCUGACAACUGACAUUGUCACUGCUGUAGGUUGGAAAGAAAGAGUGUUUGAAAUCAAAUUUCAGGGCAUCACAAGCAUCUACCAAUCAGUGGCUAACAAAACCACAUUCAAAGUGGCUAUAACUAGUAAGCACUCGGCCAUAAUAUCCAAUGCAUUUAUUCCUGGUAUUUUAUUUUAUUAUUUUGUCGUUUUUCAGACUUCAAGAAUGCGGCAGUAAACAAAGUAAUGUCCCAGUCAAAGUUCAUUGGGCCUGCGCUGACAUUGUCGGGUCACGUUAGCAGCGUCAGCAAUAUCCUUUCCGAAGUAACUACAGGAAUUUCAGUUUGCUUAAAGCCCGCCUUCAAAAACGUAAGUGUAAUCUUUCUUUCACCAUAAGCUCCACUCUCUUCUAGCUGAAGAAGCAGAACGUCAAGACUACCGCCGUUUUCGAUAACAAAUUCUCCAAGGUAUGCCUUCAUUAUUUAAGUGCUGAUUACUUUUUAAUUCUUCAGGUGUUGAGCAAGAAGUUCUUCAAGAAGUGUUACGCCGAUGUGAAGGCUGCAGUUGUAAAGGGCAACCCUUCUGACUGGAAAUACGCGGUCAACGACCUGUACAGUGUUAUUCAAUUCGCUGCGGUGGGGAUUCCGAAACAAUGA